UUGGAUAAUGCAUCCUCUAAUGAUGUUUUUGCUGAAAAUCUCAAGGGGGAACUUGACUUAAUUUGUGGGGGGGGGGAGUUUUUUCAUGUGAGAUGUUGUGCUCACAUCUUAAAUUUGAUUGUUCAAGAUGGUUUAAAAGAGAUUGAUGCUGCUGUGAUUAAGGUUAGGGAGAGUGCUAAAUAUUGUAAAGGUUCCCAAUCUAGGAAAGACAGAUUCAAAACUUGUGUUGCUCAUGUUGAACUACAAUCGGUUAAAGGUUUGAAACAAGAUGUUCCUACGAGAUGGAAUUCUACCUACUUGAGGCUUGAGAGUGCCUUGUAUUACAAAAAAGCAUUGAUUCAUUUUAAAAAAAUUGAUGCAAAUUAUGUUCAUUGUCCUUCCACAUAAGAGUGGGCUAGAAUAGAAAUUUUUUUCAAGUUUUUGAAGGUUUUUUAUGAAGUAACCCUUGCUUUUUCUGGAACUAAAUAUCCUACUGCCAAUCUAUAUUUUAACAAUGUGUUGAGGGUUAGAUUGUUGCUGAAAAAUGAAAUGGGAAGUUCUGAUUUGUGUAUGCAAAAGAUGGCUAGUAAGAUGAAUGAAAAAUUUGGGAAAUAUUGGUCUGAAUUUAGCACUUUUAUGGCUGUUGCUGUGGUGUUAGACCCACGUUUUAAGUUGCAAUGUGUUCAUUGGAGUUUUAAGAGGGUUUAUGGGGAUAGUUUUGAGUAUGAGUUCGAGUUUUCCAAGGUUAAAGAUAAGUUGAAAGAAUUGUAUGAAGUUUAUGCCGCCUCUUAUGCCGCCUCUCAUGCAUCAUCAAGCAAAAAUAUGGCUGCUCAUGGAGAAAGUGGGGUUGUUGGAGUUUCUUCAAGUGAUGAUUUGAUGACGGAUUUUGAUUGUUUUUCUGCCGAACAAUCAACCGUGACUGCCAAAAGUGACAUGGAGCUGUAUUUUGAGGAGCACAUUAUCCCUCGCACUACCAACAUCGAUUUAUUAUCGUAUUGGGAAGGGAAUAAGGUCCGUUAUCCGGUAUUAGCUCAACUUGCAAAGGAUGUACUUGCUGUCCCCAUUUCUACUAUGGCCUCCGAAUCAGCUUUUAGUACCGGAGGUCGGGUACUAGAUUGCUUUAGGAGCUCCUUGAAGCCUUCCACUGUUGAGGGUAUCAUAUGCCUAAGGGAUUGGUCAUUUGGUGAAGGUAAUAAAACUUUUUAUUACUUCAAUUUUAGCUAGUUUUCUUCUUAUUGGCUUUGUUUUUUAAUUUGAAUUUUUUUAACUAUGUAGCAAAAAUGGAUCCGCAACUUGAUGCGUUAUGCGGAGCCGUCAUGAAGCUCAAGGUCGAAGAUGAAGUGGAUGAGGUGCCUAUACAAUCGCCUUCCCUAAGUGUUAACCUUGAGAGUCCUCGUGAAUCGACCUCAACUAUGUUUGUUUGAGUUGUGGUCUUGUGAACUUGUGAACUUGUGGUUGUCUAACUCUAAAACAUUAAGGAUUUGGUUUGUAAUAUUUUUAAGUAUGAACUUGGUACUUAGUAGUUAGUAUUAUAUAUGUUAUUGCCAAGUAUGAAUUUGGUUGGCUAAGUUUAUUGAAAUUUCAUUGAAUUAUGCAAUUGUUUUGAAU
Molecule: messenger RNA, 1587 nt
Organism: Beta vulgaris subsp. vulgaris (sugar beet)
Lineage: Eukaryota; Viridiplantae; Streptophyta; Magnoliopsida; Caryophyllales; Amaranthaceae
Product: zinc finger BED domain-containing protein RICESLEEPER 2-like
Exons: 2
Coding region: 529-1203 (224 amino acids)
Molecular function (GO): DNA binding; protein dimerization activity
Source: RefSeq, a predicted model, not a curated record